Molecule: messenger RNA, 2532 nt
Organism: Egretta garzetta (little egret)
Lineage: Eukaryota; Metazoa; Chordata; Aves; Pelecaniformes; Ardeidae
Product: protein mono-ADP-ribosyltransferase PARP12
Exons: 12
Coding region: 1-1821 (606 amino acids)
Molecular function (GO): NAD+ poly-ADP-ribosyltransferase activity; metal ion binding
Source: RefSeq, a predicted model, not a curated record
AUGGAAGGUGGUGGAAGAGGCUUGGCCACAGACUCUCUUCUCCCCUGGACAACUUAUUCCCACAGGAGAUGGUGUAAGACUGAUGGGGUAGCAAAACAGUGCCAGUCUCUUCCGCUCAUUUUGCACUUGGGUUUCUUAACUUGUAGGAGGGAAUGCAAGUUUGUUCACAACUUCCACUCAGACCACAAUCUCUGUGUUCUAAAGCAAUAUGGACUUGAGCAUUUAAACAGUGGUGAACUUCGCCAGCUUCUGCUUCAAAAUGACCCUUCCCUCUUACCGGAGGUCUGCUUGCAUUAUAACAAAGGUGAUGGACCUUACGGAUCUUGUACCUAUAGAAAGACCUGCACCAAAUUGCAUGUUUGCCAGUACUUUUUGCGGGGACAGUGCAAAUUUGGCAGCAGCUGCAAGCGAUCCCAUGACUUUAAUAAGUCAGAAUGUUACGAAAAACUGGAGAGACAAGGAAUGAGCUCAAACAUUAUUGAGAAACUACCUUCCAUUUAUAGGAAUAUGUAUGACAUAGAAGAUGCCAAGUCUUCACCAUGCAAAGAGAGAAAACGCAGCUCUAGCCAAGAGUCCUCAACUACGAAUGAUGAUGAAUUGGAACAGAUCUGUUUAUAUCAUCUGUACAGAAGUUGUGGUUUUAAAGACAAGUGUAUCAGAACUCAUUUUCACUUGCCAUAUAGAUGGCAAAUCUCUGAUGGCAGUACCUGGAAGGACUUGAAGAAUAUGGAAGAAAUAGAAAAAGCAUAUUGUGACCCCAAGAAUGCCAGAUUUAAUAAUGGUGUUACUGAAAGUGGCUCCAUCUUGCCAAGUAUAUGUUUUCUGAAUAUGUGCUGUGGGUUUGCAAAGGUUAGACGUCUUUCUACAGUCUCUUCUGUGACCAAACCUCCUCAUUUCAUUCUUACAACAGAAUGGAUCUGGUACUGGAAAGAUGAAUAUGGCCUGUGGCAGGAGUACGGAAAAAAAGAUGAUGUUCAUGCAGCUGCCUCUGUCUCCAGUGAUGACCUGGAGAAAGCUUAUAUAGCCAGAGGUUCUCCAAAGCUGAAUUUCAAAGCUGGAAGACAUGAGUAUGAACUCAGUUUUGGAGCUAUGAUUCAGAAAAACCUUCGCUACAAGACAGAGAGACAGAUUUGCAGAAGACCUAAAUUUGUCUCUCAGACAGAGGUAGAAAAGACAAAAGCAAGGAGCUUUAAACAUACAGAAGAGUUUAGGAGCAUUCCAUCUCACUGGGACAAAUCUGCCCUGCCUGAACUGGGAUUCAAGCUCAUUGAGCUUGACAGUUCUUCUGAAGAAUACAAGAAAGUCAAGGUGGACUUUCAACGCACAAUGCCCAAAACGGUUAUUAAAAGGAUUUGUAGAGUUCAGAACCCAUCUCUCUGGGAACUGUAUCAAUGGCAGAAGGAACACAUGCAGAAGAGCAAUGGUGGAAAGGCUGCGGAUGAGCGAUUUUUGUUUCAUGGGACCAGCAAAAAAUACAUUGAAGCCAUCUGCCAGCAAAACUUUGACUGGAGGAUCUGUGGACUUCAUGGGACAGCCUACGGCAAAGGAAGCUAUUUUGCAAGGGAUGCAUCUUAUUCUGACAACUACUGCAGGGAAGACUCAUACAUCAAGUCCAUGUUUCUGGCACGGGUGCUGGUGGGGGAGUUCACUCUUGGUAGUUCUUCUUACGUUCGGCCUCCCUUGAAGGACAACCAAAACUUCUACGACAGUUGUGUGAAUAGCUCUUCAAACCCUUCUAUCUUUGUCAUCUUUGAGAAGCACCAGAUUUAUCCAGAGUACGUCAUAGAAUACGUUGACCAGGCACUGGCAAAAAUGCUAUAGCAGCAAAACCUGUCAUCAUUAUGUUUAGCUGGUAUAAACAUUUUUUUAGUAUUGGCUUAAGAGAGAAAAAGUGAUUUUUAGAAGUUGUGUAAUUGGGUAGGUUCAGAAUGUUCAGAAACAUUUCUUCUCUAUCCUUUCUGUGCAAUAGGAAACGAGGGGUAAAAAGCUUAUGAUACCUGCUAUUCUUUAGCAGGUAUUGUGUUUCCCUGCAUGACUAGAGACUUUUAUAAAUGUAUUAGGUGAAUUCACUGAUGGGCAUAACGUAAGGAUUGGCUAUGACUGCCAAGUUUAAACAAUAUUUAGUUAUAAUUGUUUCAGGGUAGAUCUUUACAUGUGCUCAUUGGUCAGAGGCUGUCUCCUUCAACCUGUUUGUAUCUUAACUCAAAAUUUGAUAAAACCUGCUUUUUUAAAUAAUCUCUCUCCUGUCACAGUAGACAUUCAAGUGUUUGUUAAUGAGACUGUGCAAUCUUUGUCUCUGUGCUCAACUCAUUGCAUAUAUUCUGAGCAGCACUGGUGUUUGUCCCUACUUAAUUUUCACCAACAAAGCCUCAAAAAUUAAGCUUGCUUGUUGAAAAGGAGCAGGGACUUAUUUUCACUUGUUCAUUUUCUCAUUUAUACAAGUACCACAGACAUGAAGGGAUAGCAAGGGUUGCUUGGUGCUUGUGAUACUCAGUUGACUGACUUACUCCAGCAAAUAAAUGCUGUAUUUUA